Messenger RNA from Solanum tuberosum (potato), 2098 nucleotides. It is a transcript of the gene PT1, whose product is annotated as inorganic phosphate transporter. Lineage: Eukaryota; Viridiplantae; Streptophyta; Magnoliopsida; Solanales; Solanaceae. The coding region runs from base 221 to 1837 and encodes 538 amino acids. The transcript is spliced from 2 exons. The record is from RefSeq and is a predicted model, not a curated record. Gene Ontology annotation, cellular component: membrane. Gene Ontology annotation, molecular function: phosphate transmembrane transporter activity. Gene Ontology annotation, biological process: phosphate ion transport; transmembrane transport.
UUCUCUUCAUAAAUACUCAGUUAUUACUUUCUUAAGAGAGUUCAGAUUCAGUGAAACUAAAAAUAAAAAUGCAAAAUAACCCGAAGUUUGAUUUUUAAUUUUGGGUAUUUUUGUUGGAGAUCUUGAACGUAAAAAAAAAAAAAAACCAAAUCCUGAAAUUUGGUUUUUUUCUUCUUGAUUUUGGUGGAAAUUGAAGAUAACUCUGUAAGGAAGUUUAGUGAUGGCGAACGAUUUGCAAGUGCUAAAUGCACUAGAUGUGGCAAAGACACAACUGUAUCACUUCACAGCAAUUGUGAUUGCUGGGAUGGGGUUUUUUACUGAUGCUUAUGACCUUUUCUGCAUUUCUAUGGUCACUAAAUUGCUUGGUCGUAUUUACUACCAUCAUGACAAUGCAUUGAAACCUGGCUCUCUGCCCCCUAAUGUUUCAGCAGCUGUUAAUGGAGUCGCCUUCUGUGGCACCCUUGCUGGACAGUUGUUCUUCGGGUGGCUUGGAGAUAAAAUGGGAAGGAAGAAAGUCUAUGGAAUGACCCUUAUGAUUAUGGUCAUUUGUUCAAUUGCCUCGGGGCUUUCAUUUGGUCAUACACCAAAAAGUGUUAUGACUACGCUUUGUUUCUUCAGAUUCUGGCUAGGAUUUGGCAUUGGUGGUGAUUAUCCCCUUUCUGCCACCAUCAUGUCUGAGUACGCUAACAAAAAGACUCGUGGAGCGUUCAUUGCUGCUGUGUUUGCUAUGCAAGGUUUCGGAAUUCUGGCUGGUGGAAUGGUGGCAAUCAUUGUUUCUUCAGCAUUCAAGGGAGCAUUCCCUGCACCAGCAUAUGAGGUUGAUGCUCUUGCUUCAACAGUUUCUCAGGCUGAUUUCGUGUGGCGUAUAAUUCUCAUGUUCGGUGCAAUCCCUGCUGGACUUACUUAUUACUGGCGUAUGAAGAUGCCUGAAACUGCUCGUUACACUGCCUUGGUCGCCAAGAACUUGAAACAGGCAGCUAACGACAUGUCCAAGGUGUUGCAAGUCGAAAUUGAAGCAGAGCCAGAGAAAGUUGCAGCUAUUUCUGUAGCAAAUGGAGCCAAUGAAUUUGGUUUGUUCAGUAAGGAGUUCCUCCGUCGCCAUGGACUUCACUUGCUUGGAACUGCUAGCACGUGGUUCUUGUUGGACAUUGCUUUCUACAGUCAAAACCUUUUCCAGAAGGACAUUUUCAGUGCAAUUGGAUGGAUCCCACCAGCACAAACCAUGAACGCGUUGGAAGAAGUUUACAAGAUUGCAAGGGCACAAACUCUUAUUGCUCUUUGUAGUACUGUUCCUGGUUACUGGUUCACAGUUGCAUUCAUUGAUAGGAUUGGUCGAUUCGCAAUUCAGUUGAUGGGAUUCUUCUUCAUGACAGUCUUCAUGUUUGCCUUAGCCCUUCCAUACCAUCACUGGACUCUCAAGGAUAACAGAAUCGGCUUCGUGGUCAUGUACUCACUCACCUUUUUCUUCGCCAACUUUGGUCCAAACGCCACAACAUUCGUCGUCCCUGCUGAGAUUUUCCCAGCCAGGCUUAGGUCCACAUGCCAUGGAAUAUCAGCAGCAGCAGGAAAAGCAGGAGCUAUGGUUGGUGCAUUCGGAUUCUUGUACGCUGCUCAGCCCACAGAUCCAAAAAAGACUGAUGCUGGUUACCCUGCUGGCAUUGGUGUGAGGAACUCGUUGAUCGUCCUUGGUUGCGUUAACUUCCUUGGUAUGUUGUUCACAUUCUUGGUUCCAGAAUCGAAAGGGAAGUCAUUGGAAGAAAUGUCGAGGGAAAACGAAGGGGAAGAGGAAACUGUAGCUGAAAUGAGAGCAACAAGUGGAAGGACAGUUCCUGUUUAAGUUUUAGACAAGUUAUCAAUUAGUAUAUACUAUGAUGCAGUUUGAGUUAAUUUGUGGUAUUUGGGAUUAGAAAGAGAUGUUUGUUUUGUUUGUUAUAAGAUGGAAUAAGCUCUUACCUUUUUUUUAUAUGUUUGUUUCUGAUGGUAAUUAAACAUUAUUACCUUAGUUCUGCAAAUCUCAGAAAUUCUGAGAUUAUAUAAAGUAACCAAAGGAGGUUCUUUGGUUGUCCAUCUCUUUCUAUAAAACAUUUCUUGACUCUUA